Molecule: messenger RNA, 1413 nt
Organism: Dendronephthya gigantea
Lineage: Eukaryota; Metazoa; Cnidaria; Anthozoa; Malacalcyonacea; Nephtheidae
Product: nuclear speckle splicing regulatory protein 1-like
Exons: 7
Coding region: 141-1328 (395 amino acids)
Biological process (GO): regulation of alternative mRNA splicing, via spliceosome
Source: RefSeq, a predicted model, not a curated record
CAAAAUGGCGGAUCAGGAUGCUGGAAAUUUCAGGAUUUAGUUCGUUGGUUGACUCUUUAAACGUUAAAUUCUGAUCUUGUUAAUCAAAUAUCAGUGUCAAUUUGUUGCUUAUUCUUCUGUCUGGCAUUGGAACUAAAUAAAUGGCUGGUAAAUCUGAAAAGAAGUAUGGUCUUAUCAUAAAAAAGAAACCGACUUCAGUUCAAGUGAAGCCGUCGAUAUUUGGAGGUGAUGAUUCUGAUGAGGAUCAGAGUAGUGGAAGGAAAACAGUGAAUAUAAAAAUAAGAAAAGAGGCUGAGAAGAAGAAACAAAUGAGACAGACUGAGCUGGAGAUCAAUAAAGUUCUUGAGGAUGAUCCUACGGCAUAUGAUUACGAUGCUGUCUACGACAAAAUGGCAGAACGCAAGGCAAAUAUUUUAGCAGCAAAAAGUGCGAAAGUUGACAGAAAGCCAAAAUACAUCAACAACCUUUUAAAAUUUGCUGAAGUAAGAAAAAAAGAGGAUGAACGAAGAAUUGAGCGUCAAGUUCAGAAAGAACGGGAGGCCGAAGGGGAUGAGUUUGCAGAUAAAGAUGCCUUUGUUACAUCAGCUUAUCGGCAACGGAUGCAAGAAUUGGCUGAAGAGGAGGAAAGACUACGAAAGCAGGAGGAAAGAGAUGGUGAUGUAACAAAACAAGCCGACCUCACUAAGUUUUAUCGGAAUUUGCUGGACAGAAAUGUCUCGACUGGUGGUUCGUAUGAUACCGAGCAGCAUGCGGAGUCUCACGAUGAUAACACGAAGAAAUCACGACGUUCUCCGAGCCCUGAAGAGGAACGCGAUAAGCGGAGUAAAAGGCCUGAAAGAGAACGAAAUGAAUCUCGCAUUGAAAGGGACAGAGCACGCGAAAAAACAAGAGAAUACGAAACACGCAGUGAUCGACACGAAGAACGAAAUCACGAAAAGCUUAAACACGAAGAACGAGAAAAGGAAGAACAGAAACACGAAGAACGAGAACGCGGAGCACAAGAACACGAAGCACAAGAACACGAAGCACGAGAACACGACGAGGAACAACAAGAGAAUGCAGAACACGAAAGCGCAAAACGUUCGGGCGAAAAACACGAAACCAAAAAACGGUUGAAAGAGGACACCAAUGCCGACGAAAAUGUCGAAACUGAAACAAAAAUGUCGGAAUCAAAUUUGGCGGCAGGUGAUAAGGGAACCAAAGACGCGAUAAAUAAAUUUGCAAAACAUUCAUCCAGUGAAACGGUGAUGUCAGCCAGAGAUAGAUAUUUAGCGCGUAAGAAAAACAGAGUUGUUGUCGUGAAUACAGAAUCUGAUGAUGAAAAUUAAUAUAACCAGCGAAAAUAAUCUCUUUUUUUUUUAGUUAGCCAUUGUAGUUUCAGUAUGGGGUAGUUGUUUUCUCUUUUACGAAAUA